Truncatella angustata is the source of this 1736-nucleotide messenger RNA. RefSeq lists its product as uncharacterized. Lineage: Eukaryota; Fungi; Ascomycota; Sordariomycetes; Amphisphaeriales; Sporocadaceae. Bases 12 to 1736 code for a protein of 574 amino acids. The record is from RefSeq and is a predicted model, not a curated record. The transcript is spliced from 3 exons.
CUGUUCCAAAGAUGCCCAGCGGCGCACCACCGCUUGAACAGCCAUGUCCAGUUCACGCUCAUGGCCUCGUAGCCGGUCAGUUUGCCGUCGAGACCGACAAGGAGCUCACCUCGAAGGGCCCCAUCACAAACCCGCGCAACAAGCUGUGUCCAAAUAAUCUACGCCCAUGGUCCGACUUUCUCGAGCAGCAGCGAACCACUCUAGGGGCCCUCUACGGCACCUUCCCAGUCUCUGAUCGGCGUUUCGAAUCUCGGGGCUUUGACGGGCCUUGGCCAGCGAAUUGCCAAGCGACUGAUAUCUUGCGAAAAGACGCUCGAGUAUUCCUGCACAACGGCGUCGAAGAUCCAGUGCGAGAGAUUUUCGAUCAAUCGCGGGAUGUGGACCAAGUGCCGCACGAGUUUGGGAUCGGUAACGGCAUUGUCUUUGAGAACCACCCCAAUGUCAUCAGCGAUGUUGCGGAGGAGGUUGUCGACCGGCAGGCCUCAUCGAUACCGCCACAGACGCCCGAUCAAGGGAAAGAUCCGGGACACAUCCGCCCCGACCAGAUAUGCGUAUACCGGUUUGACGAUGAGCUCUCCACACGGCGUACCAUGCUGUAUGUGUCCGAAUACAAGGCCCCUGCACAAGCUGACCGCUCCACACCUGCGCACGUGGUCAAUCAGAAAACAAUACCUACCGCGGCCGAUCCCGACGGUCGAUUCCAGUACCAUGCCGAGAGGCUCACCGCUGCGGCCAUCACACAGACCUACAACUACACGAUCGAGGGGGGUCUCGAGUACGGCUUGCUGACUACCGGCGAGACCAUUGUAUUCUUGCGAGUAGACUGGCGAGAACCCGGCACACUCUUGUACCAUCUAGCAGAGCCCGCUUUUGAGGUGGCAGCGCAAUCGGGGCAACACCACGCUUGCACCGCAGUUGGCCAGUACCUGGCAUUCAGCCUGCUGGCUCUCGGCCGGCCAGUGAACCCACCCACUGUUCGAUCGCAGGAUGAGCGGCAGCGUGUGAUCUUGGAACUGAGGCGAUGGGCAAAGGACUUUGAGACGACAUUGCGAUCUAUUCCCCGAGACGAGCGAUACGCUCCGAGCAGCUCAAGCUCCAGCUCGCUGUAUGCGCCAACGACUUAUGCAGGCAUCAGCCGGUCCCCGCGCGUGCCUCGAACAAGACGCAAACGCUGGGCGCAGGAAGAGGACCGUCCAGAUGUACAGCCAAGAUUCAGGGACCGAGACGACGAGUCUUCGUCGGAUGAGUCCUCGCCUCCGAUGCCGGACACCCCGACACCAUACUACGACCAUCGGGUCUACAUUGAAUAUCUGUUGCUUCUCUCGCAUGGCAGUCCGAUUGACGAAGCGGCUCGUGCUGGUGAGGUCAAACGGUGUCUGCAGGCGAUACAUCGGGCGUGCGUCGUACAUUGGGAUGUGCGUCGUACCAAUGUGCUACGCAAUACCGACACCGGGGAGCUCAUGCUGAUUGACUUUGAGCGUUCUGUCGUCAAGGCAGGACGGAAGCCGCUGGGCAAUAUCGUGCCUAACAAGCGAUCAUGGAAUGGGCAAAGGAAGGGGACUACGGCGCCAAUGUACAGUCAUGCUCCGGGAGACGCCAGUUGGCACCAGUGUAGCACUUUGUCGGACUCGUGGGCAGGGAACUCUCUGAUGUGCACACAAGUGAAUGGCGGGUUCUUUGUGACAGCGACCAUGGCCAGCCCGCCCAACUCUAUCCUCACUGGAGAUAUGUCGUAA